AUGGUCGCCAUGAAGAGAUCAGCCCUCGCAUUGGCGAUGGCUGCCGUGGUUGGCGCUCAAAGCUCGUCAGUCAUCAAUGUCUUCAUUCCUGAUGCGGACGACCAAACUCUUCUGGGAUCCCUCAUUGCUUCUGAUGCGACCAAAACCACCAUGGCCAUCUCGUGUCCGUCCAACGCCGACAUGAGCGAAUGCGGAUUCGGCCCUGACGCGGUUACCAUCACUUUCGGUCCCUCAACCUUCCGCGCCGCGGAGACCCUCGACCCAUUGUCGCUCAUGCUCGACUGCAAUGUGAAGGGCACAACAGCCGCCACGUGCACAGAGACAUACAUUGGACCUGCAGAUAUCCUGGAUACGGAAACGGCGACGGCCACUGACUCAAUAACCGAUACCGAUACCAAAAUGAUCACGACGACCACCACGACAGUCCUAUCGCAGUCCGAGAUUGUUUUCAUUCCCGUGACGAUCACCGCGUUCGCCGACUCCAGCAGCAAUACUAGUGCUACCACCACUGGGGCGAGUGGAAGCACAGCCUCACUAGCCACAGCUACGUCAACGGGCUCUGGGAGCAGUAGCUCGGCGUCUAGCAGCGCCAGCGCAAGUACGAGCCCAUUGGAUCAGAGCAACAGCGCUGGAAGCGUGGGCGCCACUCGCUGGGAGUUGGUAUCCGCAGCGGGAGCCGGGCUGAUCGGACUGACGCUUGUCCUGUUGUAA
Fonsecaea erecta is the source of this 711-nucleotide messenger RNA. RefSeq lists its product as hypothetical. Lineage: Eukaryota; Fungi; Ascomycota; Eurotiomycetes; Chaetothyriales; Herpotrichiellaceae. The transcript is spliced from 3 exons. The coding region runs from base 1 to 711 and encodes 236 amino acids. The record is from RefSeq and is a predicted model, not a curated record.